CGCAUGCGCAGGAGUCCGGAAGAGGUGGGGAGGUGGCGGUGAUGGCGGAGAAGUUCGACUCUCUGGAGGAACACCUGGAAAAGUUCGUGGAGAACAUCCGGCAGCUCGGCAUUAUCGUCAGCGAUUUUCAGCCCAGCAGCCAGGCUGGUCUCAACCAGAAGUUGAAUUUCAUGGUGACGGGCUUGCAGGAUAUCGACAAAUGCCGGCAGCAGCUGCACGAUAUCAGUGUGCCCUUGGAGGUUUUUGAGUACAUAGAUCAAGGCCGCAAUCCUCAGCUUUACACCAAGGAGUGUCUGGAGCGAGCUUUGGCUAAAAAUGAGCAAGUAAAAGGAAAAAUUGACACAAUGAAGAAAUUUAAAAGUCUAUUAAUUCAAGAACUGACAAAGGUGUUCCCAGAAGACAUGGCGAAGUACAAAGCUAUUCGAGGAGAAGAUCCUCCUCCUUAAGUUGGCCUUUGAUAUCUUUAAAAAUGUGAAUUUUGUAACCAUGAAUUAUGAAGAGAGAGGGGGAAUCCAAGCCUUCAUAAAAACUGUACUAAAACUGGCAGUGAUGAACUGUAAAGGAACCUUGAUGGUUGUUGAUGAUUGUGGUCGGAAACUUCUGAAUCUUUGUGAAAACUUUGAGUAAAAGGUUGCAGUGAAAACUUUUAUGGUGAUCUAUUCUUCUUUCCUGAAAGGCUUUGGAGAUAAAAUUGUCUGCAAGUCAUCAAUACGUAGCAUUUUCCACAAAGUGCAUUACCAGAGCAGAAAAUCAUGGGUUUUAUCAUGUGAAAAGUAUACUUCAGGAUUGUAGGUUCAUCUGUUUUUAAGAUAAAUGUAUUUGUUAUACUUGAUCAUUAUUUAAUGUGUCAAGCUCCCCCCCCCCCCCUUUUAUUUUUUUAAAUACAUUAUAAACAAUUGCCUGCUUUCAUCUUGCCAAAUUAGACUGAACAGGAGCCUAUCAAGGGCUGCACCUCUUGUGUCACUGUCAACUGCAACCAAGAAAACAUUUGGAUACUUUUGUUUUUCUCUAUGAGCUGCAGUGCAGAUGGCUGAGGAUGGAGAAAGUGACCCUAUUUGGCAUUUAGCUUCUCAGAAUAUUAGUAUUUUGUUUAAUGUAAGCUUCUGUUUAAAUCUGAUUGUUUUCUGUAAGCAGGUUGUUGAAUAAAAA
This is a messenger RNA of Calypte anna (Anna's hummingbird), 1149 nucleotides long. RefSeq names its product mediator complex subunit 10 (gene MED10). Gene Ontology annotation, biological process: positive regulation of transcription by RNA polymerase II. NCBI's taxonomy places the organism in Eukaryota, Metazoa, Chordata, Aves, Apodiformes, Trochilidae. Gene Ontology annotation, cellular component: chromatin; mediator complex. Gene Ontology annotation, molecular function: transcription coregulator activity. The transcript is spliced from 4 exons. Bases 42 to 446 code for a protein of 134 amino acids. The record is from RefSeq and is a predicted model, not a curated record.